Actinia tenebrosa (Australian red waratah sea anemone) is the source of this 2060-nucleotide messenger RNA. RefSeq lists its product as uncharacterized. Gene Ontology annotation, biological process: signal transduction. The record is from RefSeq and is a predicted model, not a curated record. NCBI's taxonomy places the organism in Eukaryota, Metazoa, Cnidaria, Anthozoa, Actiniaria, Actiniidae.
UUUUCGAUCCACCAAUGUAGUAGCUAAAGGGCUUGACUUCUGUCUCUUGGUUAUCUUGUUACAAAUUCUUUGAAUUAGAAACACAGACCAAAGACGUACAUUUGAAGGACAACUUUCCUUGAAGGAUGUUGUAAUAUUCCUAAGAGUCAUUCACCUAAAAUAAGAAAAGAAAGAAAGAGAAUCAUAGCCAUGAAGUCUUUUCUGUGUUAUUUGCUGUUUAUCGCCUUAUUUUCAUCUAGUAAAGCGGUCGAUUUUUACAUCGAUUCUAUUGGUGGAAGGUCAUGUGACCAGGUUUGUCAUCAGUACCACAAGAUCUGCACAGGAACUGGACACGGCUUCUCCCCAGUUUCCGCUCGUCCAGUUUUUCAUCGGUUAGGAAUAUCGUGUGGGCCUGAGAACGAGACGGACCAUUACGCAUCAAGUGACAGUCCUGGAUAUGUUCAACUGGAAGGAGAAUCCUAUGAUUUGUGCUUUGGCUUCAAAGGAAUUCCAGAUCAAAUUGAUUGCUCUGCUGCUGGUGGUAACCUGGAUGUAAAAAGGUUAUGCCCUUGCGUUCAAGGCGAUUUUGUCCAGUUUCAAAACAUCCCUACCCUCGAAGGCUGCACAAACGUUGAACAUUUUUCAAUCGAUGACAAGAUGUACUUAGCCUUCAGCAGAACGCGUGCAUAUCGAGUUUAUCGAGCUGGAACGCAGAUAUUCAGGCUAGAAGGAAAUACAUUUGUACUACAUCAAACGCUGAAGUCAACAUACAAUGGUCCUGAACAGGCAAAGUAUUUUCACAUUGAUGGUCGCCAUUAUAUGGCUAUUCCCUACCUCAAGUCCUCCAAGACAGUCAUCUUUGAAUGGUAUAAGAAUUACUUUCAAAGUUACCAAGAACUGGAGUGUGGUUUUGCAGCCUUAUCGAGUACAUUCUUCGAGAUUAACUCGUCAAAGUACCUCGCGAUUUAUGGCUAUAAUAUUUUGUACCUUUACAAGUGGAAUGGAAUUGAUUUUAUUAAAGUUCACACCUUAAGAAUAACAAAAGCCUUCAUUACCGAAUGUAAAACAUUUCAGCCUCGUAAUGAUACCUACCUGAUAUGCGCAGUAUGGGGUGGUCUGGAGAAAUCGCUGGUGUUCAAGUGGACUGGGACAAGGUUCGUUUAUCACCAGGAAAUCUUUGGUAUUGAGUACGCGUCAUCUGCAGAGUUGAUCCAAUUGGAUAAUCAAACAAAUGCUUUGGUUUUUGCUCAAAGACAGCAUGGGUCAGGUCCCGACAUGUUAAACGUCAACUCGCCAGUCUACAUCUGGAAUACCACGAAAUCUAUGUUUCAGAUUGAUCGCGCCUUGUCUUUUCCCACACAAGGCGCGUCGGCAUGUAGAUCCUUUAGGAUCGGCGUAGAUCUUUACCUCAUCGUUGCCCAGUCUGGUGCUAAAGAAUCAAUAAUCUACGGAUAUAGAGGAGGACGCUUUGUUGUCUAUCAAAGACUAAAAGCUGCCUUUGCUGAUGAUGCUACUGUCUUUACAUACAAGAGGAUGCAUUAUAUUGCACUGGCCACAAAGAACAUGAAAUCUUCGCCUGUAUUUAUUUGGAACUAAACUUUUAGUGACGUAUACACAUUUGGUCGGUUUUAAGACAGUUUUCUUUUCGCUUUAUUGAAAAAUGGCGCCCCCCUAAAGCAGCCCCAUCAUGCAACACGGGUCCUUGCGCAACCUUGGAAAGGCCAAUAAGCCAGUUUGUAGUUUAAGAAUCGUUUUUAGUGCGAAUGCGAUUUUAUCCCGAAUUUCUCAACUUCUUUUGUUUAGUUAAGAACAGAGAAGGUUUAAAUAAAAGGUGGGAAAUUCGGGAUAAAAUUGCAUACGCACUGAAUUAAAACCAACUGGCUUAUACGAGUGCACUGUGACCUUUGAUAGGGAUCGUGGUUUAUCAAAAAAAAAGAUUAAAUAAAUAGAUAUAGAAGUAAUAAAGAUAUUUUCAAUAUCAAAUAUUAUUUUGAAAAUUAUUAAUGUGUGGUUGACAAAUAACGAAGAUGAAAAACUGUAUUUAGUUUUGAAACAUUAAAUGGAUUGGUGUAAAACUUUAA